AUGGAUUCACUGCUAAGCUCAUCAAGUUUGAGAAGUUCCACACAGUUUCUUUCUCAUCAAAACCCUAAUAACAAAAAUUUCUAUGGAGAAUGGGCACAAGGGUUUUCAUGCAGAGCCAUCAACAAGAAGAAGCAGCAGGAGGAAGCUACAGAGAAAGAGACAUUUUACAAGGUUCUAUCAUUGAAUCCCCAAGAGGCAAAACCAGAAGAUAUAAAGAAAGCUUACAGGAAAAUGGCCCUGAGAUAUCACCCGGAUGUUUGUCAAAACUCUACAAUGAGUAGAGAAGAAUGUAGGAGGAUGUUUUUGCAAGUUCAUGAAGCUUAUAGGACUCUGUCUGAUCCUGUGUUACGUGAAGAAUAUGAUCUUGGAUUAUUUCUAGGGUUGACAAGAAACCUCGGAGAUAAUCAUGCAGGGACCGGAAGUUGCAGCUGGAAAGAGCAGCUUGUUGAGUUGAAGAGAAGAUCUAAUCUUCGUGUGGCUCAGAAGGAAGGUUCAUGGGCUCGUAGGGUUGCAACUCAGAACACAAAGAUGGAGGAAUAA
Manihot esculenta (cassava) is the source of this 540-nucleotide messenger RNA. RefSeq names its product chaperone protein dnaJ 20, chloroplastic. The record is from RefSeq and is a predicted model, not a curated record. The transcript has a single exon. The coding region runs from base 1 to 540 and encodes 179 amino acids. NCBI's taxonomy places the organism in Eukaryota, Viridiplantae, Streptophyta, Magnoliopsida, Malpighiales, Euphorbiaceae. Gene Ontology annotation, cellular component: chloroplast.